AUGCCAGCCAAGGCCAAAGGUCGCAAGGCCGCCCCUCCCUCCGAGUCCGAGUACGAAGAGUCGGGCUCCGAGGAGGUCGUCGCAUCUCCCGCGCCCGCCGCCGAGGAAGAGUCGGAGACUGAGGCCCAAGCAACACCCAACGCGACGCUGAGCGCUUCGCCGUCGCCUCCUCGCGAGGCAUCGUCGUCCAAGAUCUCCAAGGGCAAAAAGCUGCCUUCACCGUGCGGCGACGGCUCGAUUGUGGAGGGUGAAGCGCCCGAUACGCCGCCGUGCAGCCAGGCCAAGACGAAGGGCAAGCAGCCGGCGCUCAAGUCGUCGAUGAAGAAGCGCGCGCCGACUCCUGCGGCCAAGAAGAGCAAAGCUGCUGCGAAGCGCGACGCCACGCCGGAGGAAGAGGAGGAGGAAGAAGAGGAAGAGGAGGAGGCGGCUGCCGCGAAGAGCAAGAAGCGUCGCGAGUCUCCAGCGGACGAGGACGCCGAUGCUGCCGAGGGCGAGGAGGAGGGCGACUCGAACGAGGAGGCAUCGCGCGAAGCGACGCCCAAGCCGGUUAUCAAGAAAGCGGCUGCAUCGGCCAAGAAGACAGCGACGGCGGCGAAGAAGGCACCGGCCAAAGGCAAGGCCACUUCGAGCACGUCGAGCAAGCCUGACGUCGACGCCGACGCCGAGGCUGACGAGCAGGAGGCGGAGGAGAAGCCCGCCAAGCCGGCGAAGCAAGCAAAGAAGCGCAAAGCCGAUGAUGAAGGCGACGACGUCAAGGAGACCAAGCCGGCGAAGAAGAUCAAGAGCGACGGCGACGCCAAGCCGGCCAAGGCCAAGUCUUCCGCGCUUCGUGCGGCCGGCGCUCGACCUGGCGCGUGGCUGCCCGUCGAGGAGCAGGCGUUCCUCAACGACAUCCUGACGUCGUACAAGCCGGAGUGGAAGCACAUCGUCGAGGUGAUCAACGCCGCUGGCGGCCAGAAGCGCGACCAGAAGAGCUGCAUGAAUCGCUGGCCGAGGCUGAAGAAGCAUCUCAUGGACAGUGUCAGCGGCUCCUCGUCGUAG
Messenger RNA from Tilletiopsis washingtonensis, 1041 nucleotides. RefSeq lists its product as hypothetical. NCBI's taxonomy places the organism in Eukaryota, Fungi, Basidiomycota, Exobasidiomycetes, Entylomatales. The record is from RefSeq and is a predicted model, not a curated record. The coding region runs from base 1 to 1041 and encodes 346 amino acids. The transcript is spliced from 4 exons.